Molecule: messenger RNA, 1236 nt
Organism: Austrofundulus limnaeus
Lineage: Eukaryota; Metazoa; Chordata; Actinopteri; Cyprinodontiformes; Rivulidae
Gene: uraha
Product: urate (5-hydroxyiso-) hydrolase a
Exons: 4
Coding region: 51-470 (139 amino acids)
Biological process (GO): purine nucleobase metabolic process
Molecular function (GO): hydroxyisourate hydrolase activity
Source: RefSeq, a predicted model, not a curated record
UUUCUUGGUACAAGCUGCUGACCUAGUUUAGAUUUUAUUUAUAAGUGAGCAUGAGUGCAUUCAGGCUGCAGCAGCUGAAGGGGCAGCUAAUACCUGAAACUAAGAUCCCAACAAUGGCAGGCUCACCGAGUCCUCUGACCACUCAUGUGUUGAACACUGCCAUGGGUGUCCCAGGGUCAAACAUGACCAUCAGACUAUAUCAACAAGACCUCUCAACUAAUGUUUGGACUCUGAUAACCACUGGGACAACUAAUGAUGACGGACGAUGCCCAGGACUCAUCACAAAGCAACAGUUUAAACCUGCUGUGUAUAAAAUGCAUUUUGAGACCGCUCAGUACUGGGAGAGAAUGGGAGAGACGUCCUUCUACCCUUAUGUUGAGAUUGUUUUUACUAUAACUAACCCAGAUCAAAAGUAUCAUAUCCCCCUGCUUGUGAGUCGUUUUUCCUACAGUACGUACCGGGGGAGCUAGAGACCGAACACACUGGAGUCUCCUGUGGUACAACCCCAGCAAGGACAUCCCUCAGAGCUGAAUAAAAUUAUUUUGUAUUUGAGUAAAAGUAUCAUUUAGAAUAAGAACUGAAGGGUUUAUUGUGGAAACGUGCUGGAAAAAAGUUGUAAAAUUGAAGUGUUUGUUACAAAAAAUGUAGGAAUUGUUCCAUUCAUCCCUGUGUUGCUCUAACAGUAAACUGUAUACUCAUAUAAGUGAUAAAAAUGAACAUGUAGACCCUUCUAUGAUCCCUCUCAGAUUGAUUAAAGCAGCCGUUUAUUUUACCCAAUAAAACCGUCAAUGUCUUUCCUUCUUUGGUAAUGUUUUAAAACAUCCACUUAAAUAUAAGAUUACCAAAACAUUUUUGUUAUAAGGUGGAGGCUGCAUACAUGUGUUCAGCAACACUUAUUGUUUCUUAUGGCUGCAUUAAAGUGUGGUUUCAUUUUCACGUUCUGGUUCUGCAUUUGAGCUUUAGUAAAAUAAAUGAAGGUAACACACACACACACACACACACACACACACACACACACACACACACACACACNCACACACACACACACACACACACACACACACACACACACACACACACACACACACUGAAAAAGUCAUAUUUCUACAGGCCUGCUUGCUUGUGAAGGAUUGUGUUAUUUUAUCUUCAUACUGUUUUGUUGUUGUGUUUUAUGUUGUUAAUCUGAUAUUGUUUGUAUCURGUUUGAACAUAACAACAAUAAAUUCACAAGUAAUA